Messenger RNA from Amorphotheca resinae ATCC 22711, 1546 nucleotides. RefSeq lists its product as hypothetical. NCBI's taxonomy places the organism in Eukaryota, Fungi, Ascomycota, Leotiomycetes, Helotiales, Amorphothecaceae. The transcript has 4 exons. The coding region runs from base 215 to 1276 and encodes 353 amino acids. The record is from RefSeq and is a predicted model, not a curated record.
CAUCUCCUCCCUCUUCGUCUUUCUCAUCUUCCUCUUGUUCUUUCAACCAUCACCAUCAUCUUGCUCUCCCAGCCUGUUCACCCACAAGGUCGUGGCCAGCAUCUCAUCUGAGAAACAUAAUAAGUCACGAGCAAGCUUGCCUGCUCUUGAUUCUUGAUCUUCCAGUUUUUCAUAUCCGUCAACGCAUCAGAUCCAUCCAUCCAGGCCUUCAGACAUGGCCCUUCAAUAUGUCCACGAUUUCCUCGACCGCAUCAUUACUGGUGGUCCAGGCAACAAUCCGGAAUUCGAUGCACAGAGAGCCCUCUGGCUACAGAACAUCACUCGAGAGCAGCUACUGCAAGAUCUCACCAGAGUGUUGACCAAGGAUGGUCCUGAUUCGACACGUUGGGCCUGCUUGAGACCAAACGAGAUCAGAACGAUCCAGACGAUAUUCGAAGCACGGAAGGGGUCAAAUGACUAUUGGACCAAGGACACGCUUAGCUCGUAUCUAGAGUCCCAGGUUUCAGCAUCAAGCAAAGCGCAUCUUCAAGCCUGCUCGGGGAUUCUCUCUCGUUGCGUUUUCCAUUUCGCAGCUUACCCCUUUUCCACCGCGGAGGUCAGCCUUAAAAGAUUAUCCUGUGAUGACCUUACCCGCGCCGUGGCUUUCUUGUCCGGUCGUGAUCGGGAGAUUUUUGUCACGGCUGGAAUUAUAUCCAACCAAGAAAUAGGAAGAGAAAGAACUGAAGAAAUGAGCUAUGAAGCUAUAUUUCGGUCUCUGGCACCUUCAAAACCCCAGGCCGGUGAAGAAGUUGAGAAAGACUUACAAAGAUCCAACGAUGACGUUGUUGAUGUGUUGGUGGAGGCCCAGCCGAUACUCAAUGGCAAGACGGCACACCUUCCGCGGGAAAGUCUUUUUGAAGUUGCCAACAGAUUGUCUUCUGGGAGACUGCCUCUGCAGAGCAUUUCUAUACCUGGAGAAGAAUUGGUCCCUUUGUUAGGAUUUUUCGUCCAGAUGCUAGAUGGCAUCACUACUGAUACAAGUGGGAAAGCCUCAGCGCUAGCCCGUAAACUGGAAGGGAUAUCAACUACGAUAUCCGAAAGCUCUGGUGCGUCGGUGACCUUCCAGGAACUUGAGAAUGCCGGUCCGCACUCGUUUUCACAUCUCCAAGAUGCCUUUGCUGUUCUCUUUAGUACAUUCGUUCAGCCCAACGGUGUUGGGCACGCAAGCCGCUCCGAGAAAAGCAAGGCGGCGUUUGAUCUAGGUUCUCUACGGCCACAUAGUGCACAGUGGAAUUGAAGGCAAAGUUGUUGUGGGUGAAAUAAGACGCUUACUGACUUGGAGUUUAUUCUAAGGCCUUAGUUAUAUACCCAUUAUCUCCUGUCAUUGUCCAUGAGUGCUGGCCGGAUCGUAAACAAUCUUUGACUUCGAAUUUGUUUUCGAACAAAGCCAAUUACUUCUCCCCAGAAAAUGACCAACUUUUUUAUCACUCCGAAUAGCUUUAAUCUACAGACUUAGACACAACGAUCAAGGAUUCUCUAAUCAAGAGCCUUAGGGAUAUGUACGCUG